Molecule: messenger RNA, 2022 nt
Organism: Endocarpon pusillum Z07020
Lineage: Eukaryota; Fungi; Ascomycota; Eurotiomycetes; Verrucariales; Verrucariaceae
Exons: 3
Coding region: 1-2022 (673 amino acids)
Biological process (GO): positive regulation of autophagy; negative regulation of TORC1 signaling
Cellular component (GO): GATOR1 complex; vacuolar membrane
Molecular function (GO): GTPase activator activity
Source: RefSeq, a predicted model, not a curated record
AUGGACAAAGCCUCCUGCAAUUCCCAACAAAUGGCGGCGGAGCGGAAGCUAGCAUUUCUUGGCAACAGCGAAGCUUCUAUGGCACACGUCGUGCAAACUGUGUAUAUGGCCAGGUGGUCAAAAGUGAUUCACCAAGUUCCAGAAGGAUCCAUCGUCUCCUCUCCAGACUCCCACGAGGGCCCUCCAUUCUUCUCCUUCCCUUCCAUCUCCUCAUUCAUCAUCCCUCGCCAGUCUCUUUGCGGUAAUCCCAUCUCUAUCGUCCCACCACCCGCCCAGACCCCCAAUCGCUCCUCCUCCCAAUCCUACCGUAUACUCGGCCACCCCAUCUGCCUCACCUCCCCCACCUACCUACGCAAUGAAUUCAUCUUCAACUUCUGCCUCGUCCUCUCCGCCAACGACCCGAACUUCAAUGCCUACAAAUCCGUGGUCACGAAGCUUGCGCACCUCAUGCAGAGUCUAGAAGAACAAUCGCACUUCCUCUCGCGCGACACCUGUCCGCCAAACACCGGAAAACUCUAUUCCCUCUGCGAAACGCUCAUCUCAGAUCUAAACAACUACUGCGAAUGCAUGAUCCCGAUCGACGAGCUCAACACGCUCAACCUCAAACUCUUCCCCACCUACGCACCUCCCCCACCGGUAAAAGGUUGGCACGUCCCCAUCUUCACCGUCCGACCCGAGUCGCUGAUGGACGAGAAUUGGGAUCUGACCAUGCAGCGGAUCGUGCCGCACAUCAACGGCGUCAGCUCGGUGAAACACAUCUCCAUCCGCGCGGACGCGGACCUGGGGCUCACGAAAGAGUGCAUCAAGCACCUGCUGUAUUACGGUUGUUUGCUGCUGCUGGAUAUCUUCUCGUUUACGGCCAUCUACGCGCCGACGGCGGAGUUUGCCGGCACGAUUGCGAGCGACGAGGAGAUGCAGCGGGAGUGCGCGAGCUAUGUAAAUACGGCGUUCGCGCCGAGUAGCACAGCGGACAGACUUGAUCACGUCGUGAAGCAACAGCAGAGCUAUCCGGAAUCGGCGAUGCCCACAACGAGCGACGAUGAUGUCUGGCCAUUGGACUCGUCUGGGAGACCGGUGGAUGGUGUGGGCAUUGUCGAGCUCUUUGCUGCGCUCAAGCAGGGCCAGAGCGUGCGGGAGUGGUAUGCGGCCAAUUCGGAUAUGCUUGCCAGUAUCGAUUUGAGGAGGUUUAUCACCUUCGGGGUCAUCAAGGGGUUCGUGUACCGAGUGCAUAAGUAUGCGUAUGCCAGCGGCCAGGGUGCGAACACUGCAAGAUCGAACGGUCGGCGGAUCAGUAAGAAAGGGAAAUGGAUCAGGAUGCCAAGGGCCCAGACACGGGGAAUCCCAACCGCUACAGCUACAGCUCUACCCGUCAGAGGUAAGGACAGCGACCUCCACCUCACCGACCACGAGGACAACCCCCAUGCAGGCGAAGACGAAGACGAGAACGAGAACGAGAACGAGAGCCAUACCAACGCCCCCACCAUCCUGCCCACCAACCCCCUAAGACCUAAACAUCACCCCCACCGACGGAAAUAUCCACGCAAUCCCGACCCCCUCUCCUUCCCCUCCUCCUCCUCCUCCUCCUCCUCUUCCUCCAAACCCAGCCGCAUCGGCAAAGCGAUCAAGCUCCAAAUUCCUCACCCGCCUCUCCCGCUACCUCGACGGGGCGCACUGUUUCGACCAGAUCUGCACGGAGCUGGAGAUCAGCGAGGUCGAGCUGGAGGCGCUCUUGCGGAGGCGCUGGGGAGGGAGUCACAACAACGGUGGCGGCGCUGCCCGCGAAGGAGCAGGAGCAGGAGCAGGAGACGCAGCUGGAGCUGGAGCUGGAGCUGGAGGCGAGGUCUUGAUCAUCCAUCGCUGACUAUUGAAUCAUUCAUCAUGGCUGUUACGGUUGGGGGCGACAUGACGAUGGUUUCGAGGGCGCCGCGGGGGGGAGGGAGUUGGGAGGUUACAUGGUACAGCGUCGUCGUUCGUUGCUGGCGAACUGCUCUUGCCUUGCCCCCCGGCUUAAGCCGCUGGUAG